AUGGCGGCGAAGCUGACGAUGCGCGUUCUGCUGCUCUUUGUCCUCACCGGGCUGCUCUUGCGCCCCGACGCUGCCGCCAGCAUCCCGCCGGCAUGCGACAAAUACAGCCGUCUGCCUGGAUGUCCGAGGGACUACAACCCAGUCUGUGGGACUGAUGGAAAGACCUACUCCAACGAGUGUGUGCUCUGCCUUUCCAACAGUGAAGAAAAUAAGAAUGUCCAGAUUUACAAGAAUGGAAUGUGUUAAGGCAGAUGACAACUCUUCAAGCAAAUGAGAACAAAGUCAGUCCAAAUAGAAACAGUUCAUUAGAAGUAGCUUCUCUGUAGUCUGUCCUAAUAAAUAAACUUGCAUUUUUAAACCAAGUUAAGCCAAGUCCUGUGAGUGUAUUUAAACCACAUAGCCAUUGCUUAGAACCUGAAUUGCAAUUUAUUGUUUCAUGUAAGACAGAUCAGAGGGCAGGGAAGAGAUACCCUGGCAGCUUACCAGGAACAGUCAGUUCCUUGUGAGGCACCAGAGCCAUUUCCCACAGCACUACCUGGCAGCAGCCAGGUUUCAGCACCUCCAUUUUGAGCAGCACAAGCUACCACUCCUUUCAGGAAGGAUUUGAACCCAUGGGGCCCACAGCCCAUGCCUGUCUGCACUCAGUGUAAGGAAUAAUUAUUCACAAAGUGAUCUUGUGUGACUUCACUGGAGGGCAGGAAACUUAGGAAAAUAGUAGUAGAAUAGGAGUAUGGAUGCAUGCCACAGGUCCUACUGCUUUCUAGACUUUCCCAAGAAAAGACACCUCUCAUUCAGCAGAGAUGUACAGAAAAUGUGGGUACAAGGAUUUCUGUGUUUGGUAAUGUGUAGAACACAUUUCCUCAUCCUUCCUAUUUCUGGGGUCAUUGGCUUCUGGAAGGAGUUACUUGGAGGGGAAGGUGUUGGCUUGGAGCAUGAUGAAAUACCCAGGCACUGAGGCCAUAAGACUCUCUGCUCUGGGUCUUGCAACCCUCUCAGUCUUGAUACCCAGAAAUGAUUGGAUCAGACAGCAUAAACUUUUCCACUAAAUCAAAUUAGAAGUAUUUCCUUUUGAUGAAAUGUAAACUCAUAAAAUUUAUACAUUUCCCAUCUUACUAUAAUAAUUAAGCAGAAUAACUGAAACAGGAGUUUCCCAAAAUCUUAUUUUUGUAAACCUCUUUGGAUUAGACUUUAGCUUUUGUGUAUUGUACUGUUACUCACCUUCCUGUCACUUAGACAAUCCAUCAGUUAGGCAAACUGUUUUUCAGGUUUGUUGUAAUUGCUGUAGUUGUAUUGCCUAACUUCACCUUUGUUCUUUGCUGUGGGAUUUUAAACUGUGCUUUGUAAUUUCUGCUUCCUGUUCUUCAAACAGUUUAAACGUACGUUUUCCUCUGAAGAAAAGAAUAUUUGUCUUAAGAGAGAAGCUGGUGUUUAGCAUUAAGUCAUGCUAUGCCUGACUCUGAUAGGAAUUAAUAAAAUCCCAGCCUCCUCCAAAUUAAAAAUUAAGACUGGAUUUCUUACCAAUGUUCUGUGACCACUGUAUUUGAUCUGUCAGAUGCAUUAAAAUCCAUAUGUCCCUUUGAUUGCUUGAUGUGUUGACUUGACAUCAUCUACUCGUGGUAUUUAUUUAUGAACUAGAUAAUAACAAACAAGGGUGUUAUCAUCACCUUUAGACAUCAAUGGACCAUAUGCCAAGCACUAGCUUAUCACAUUUGCAUGAGAGUAAGAAGGGAUUAUGUUAGUUGAAUAGCAUGAUUGUGUAAAAAAAUACAUGAAUGGAUGUCUUUUCUGUCUGAUCUCAGAUGGCUGGAUAAUAUUUUACUUGAUGAUCAUAAUUUUUGUUUGUUUGUUUAUGCUAUUUUCUAACUUCUCAAGGUCAGCACAGGCUUGAUGUGACUGGGAGGAGAACAUGCAGCCAUCUGUUUCAGUCAAGUCAAAAGCUGUCACAUUAGCUAUUGCUAAUGAUGAGGAAAGACAGGCAAAACACACAACAUACACUUUUCUCUUAUUUAAGUUCAGUGGAGAUAUGCUUCUCUCUAAUACAUAUUAAGAAACUGUUGCAAAAAUGUGCUUCUGACUUGCCUUUAAUUCUGCAAACCUGCAUCACUUUCUUUUAAGUAUAACUCAUGUAUUUUUUGCUGUUUGCUCGAGCCAAAGUUAUAGAAAGAAGAAGAAGGAACGGCCAGUGAACAUCCUGAGGAAUGCAAAGUAGAGCUGCGUGCUGCCUCUGAGGAUAUGAGUGAAUUUAUUUGCUACACUUUCCUAUGUGAAUCAAUAUUGAUCUCUACAAAUCAGCGUUCGGGUUUCCUGCCAAGCAAGAGGGGGAUAAUCAAGCCAGGAUGGCCGUGAGCUAUGUGAGCAUUUCUCCAAACACAGCGUCUCCAGCCAACACGCUUCUGUAGUGCAAGUGCUUGGAUGAUAGCCAAGCCUCUCCGAGAUGAGUCCUGACAAGUGGGAUGCCAAACAUAUGCUGCAACUGCCGGUUGCUCACUGCAGUGCCAUGGCAUGAUGCAAAAUUCUUGAGCGCACAUCACACCAGCUGCACUUUUUCCCCUGAAGGAAGGAAGACUCCUUAUGGGCCUGGAGGCAGUCUAUAUGCUGUUUCUUUAAUCUGACUUUUCCUGUCAAAGGGACUGCAUCUGGGGCCAGGAUGUUUUCCAGGUGAGGCACGAACCCCAGCAGUACUCUGACUUUCUCCCAUGAAGUGGAAUCCUAAAGGACUUCAGGAUCAGAAAAGCAUUAGGUUUUGCCAUCCAGACACAGGCAGUUUCACGACAUGACUUUAGUGCUGUUGCUGCAGGACUCCCAGCAGCUCUGAUGCCAUUUCAGUGGCACGUCUCAGCCUGAAAUACUUCACUGCCACCGCUCCCUGUGCAAGUCUGGGCUGGAUUCAGAGACAAGGAAAAUAGUUCUUUUUUUCCACAUUAAAGACUUUCUCUCUGUUCAUAGCAAUAAACAAUGGAAGAGAGAAGUCCUUCCUAUUACUCACAUUUUUCAAUGUUUGGGGCACUUACAUGAGAGUAAAUCACAGUUCACAAUUGCAAGCAGAGCAGCUGGGCCUGCACCCCUAUCCCUCCAGCCACAUCUCAUUGACCUGCUUGCCCU
Molecule: messenger RNA, 3102 nt
Organism: Centrocercus urophasianus (Greater sage-grouse)
Lineage: Eukaryota; Metazoa; Chordata; Aves; Galliformes; Phasianidae
Gene: SPINK2
Product: serine peptidase inhibitor Kazal type 2
Exons: 5
Coding region: 1-246 (81 amino acids)
Molecular function (GO): serine-type endopeptidase inhibitor activity; protein binding
Source: RefSeq, a predicted model, not a curated record